AUGUUUUUCUUAAAUUCUGAUUUUUGUUUGAUUCUUGGACUAGGUAAAUGCAUUAACAUAAGCAACAUGUCUGUUAUUAUGGUUAUUAGAAACUGCAAGGAAUUGAAAACACUUGAUGUCUCCUACUGUCCAAAUGUUACACAAGUUAUUUUUAAAGAAUUGGACAAACAAAUGUUAAUUCGUUAUGGACGUUCAAAUCCAUCAACAACAAAUUCCAAUAAUGACGUCAAAAAAUUCAAUUUAUUAAUUUCACGUUCUGGGGCUCAUGGCUGUAUUCCACAAAAAUAUUCUCCUUGGAUUAAAAUUGUUGAUCAUUAUGAAAGUGAUGCAGGUGGAAGUGGUGGAGGUCCUUUGGGUAUUGGGAAUUUAACUCCAGGAAUGUUGGUUGCUCGGUGAGAAAUUUUUCUUUUCAAAAAAAAUUUUUUUAGGAUUUUUUUACUUGAGAUUAGCUUAGAAAUGGCCAGGGUUACAUGGAAACUUGA
Meloidogyne enterolobii is the source of this 482-nucleotide messenger RNA. The record is from the annotation of a GenBank genome assembly. NCBI's taxonomy places the organism in Eukaryota, Metazoa, Nematoda, Chromadorea, Rhabditida, Meloidogynidae.